UUCCUAGCGUUGACCAAACUGGUGAAACCUGAAUGUUGGUUCUUAUACAAGGGUCUCUGUGAUUGCCUUGGAAUUUGUGGAGCCGUAUUGCGCAUGCGCAGCUUCUGACAGCGCCGCGCUCGUGGAGACGCACCGCACACAAACCUCAUUCAUUUCCUCUCCACUCGGAAGGGGCAUCCCUGCUCUCUCUCUCUCUCUCACGCGUUUGCUUUCCCUGUUUCCUGCAAUCCAAGCCGUCUUCACCCUCACCAUGUCAAACAAAGAGGAGAAACCAGAAGGAAAGGAAUCGAGCUGGAAAGAUUUUAUCUACAAUCCGCGCACGGGGGAAUUUCUGGGGCGCACUGCAAGCAGUUGGGCUCUCAUCUUCCUCUUCUAUUUGGUCUUUUAUGGCUUCCUUGCUGGGAUGUUCUCUCUCACCAUGUGGGUGAUGCUGCAAACACUGGAUGAUUACACUCCCAAGUACAGGGAUCGAGUCGCCAACCCAGGUCUGAUGAUCAGACCCAAGAAUCUGGACAUGGUAGUAAACCGCUCUAACUCACAGCAGUACAGCAAGUAUGUCCAGGAGCUGGAGGACUUCCUCCUGGAUUAUAACGAUACGCUGCAGGAGCAGAAUGUGCAAUGCAAAGAAGGUGACUAUUUUGACCAGGACGGUCCAGAAGAGAAACAGGUAUGCCAGUUCAAGCGCAGUCAACUGCGUCAGUGUUCUGGUCUGGCUGAUACAAACUUUGGAUAUAGCGAGGGACAACCCUGCGUGUUAAUCAAGUUGAAUCGGGUUAUAGGUCUAAAGCCCCAAGGACAGCCAUAUGUCAACUGCACGGCCAAGAGAGAAAUUCCUCUGCAGAUGCUGUAUUUCCCAACUGAGGGCCGCAUUGACAAGAUGUAUUUCCCCUACUAUGGCAAGAAAUCACAUGCUAAAUAUGUGCAGCCACUGGUGGCAGUAAAGCUGCAGCUAACUGAGCAAGACUAUAACACACAACUGACCAUUGAGUGUAAAGUGGAGGGCUCCAACCUGCGCAACAACGAUGAACGUGACAAGUUCCUGGGUCGAAUCACCUUCCGCAUUACAGUGACCAAGUAGACUGGGUUGCUCACCGGAGCUGCACGAUGUCCAUCACUCGCAUCCCAGUCCCACAACCUGUUCUCCUUACACACACACUUGCAUGAGGUAGCCCCUCGCUCCUCCCAUGUCACACUGCCUCUUGACAUCUUGAGGGUGCUUGGCAUUUAUCGGUACUGUACUUUAAAGGUAGGUUCAUAACAGGGCAAUGGGCGGCUCAUAUAGUAAUGUGUGUAGUGUGUGUGUGUGUGUGUGUGUGUGUAUAUAUAAAUAUAUAUAUUUAGAUUUCAAUUAACACUUCGUCCCUUCUACACACAAACCCCUUCACUGGAAAAUUUAAUAAAAGUAAGUGCACAUUCAGCGUCCCUCAACCCAUCUCUGUAAGACACAAAGCUAGUGACAUCGUGCAGGAAGCAGGGACCUGUAAAUAGACGUGUCAGAGCAUAGAGUUGUAUGUCUAUUCCCUCUUAUAGUGCUGUGCAGCCUGCUGUGUGUGUGUGUGUUUGUGUGUGUGAGUGAGUGAGAUAUGUAUGUAUAUGUGUAUGCGAGUGCCAUAAUGUGAAGUCUAUAUGUACAUAUUUAAUGGAUUUUAAAGACACUUUUUUUUUCUUCCUGUAUCAUCACACACUAUGUCUGACUGCUGUAAGAAAUCAAGGCUAUGAUACUAUAUAUGUAAUAAGAAUUGUAAUUUAAGAUUUUGGAGAAAUGAAAAGGUUAUUAAGGUGGGGUGGGACACACGCAAGUCUUUUUCCAAUCCAUCACUACCAUCCGAGGAAAGUGAUUUUUUAAAACCUCUGCAGAAACUGUACUUUGUGCAGAUGCCUUAAGAUCUGUUUGGAAACAACUUCAAAUAAAGGAGAUUUUAAACAAGGA
Molecule: messenger RNA, 1930 nt
Organism: Tachysurus vachellii
Lineage: Eukaryota; Metazoa; Chordata; Actinopteri; Siluriformes; Bagridae
Gene: atp1b3b
Product: ATPase Na+/K+ transporting subunit beta 3b
Exons: 7
Coding region: 251-1078 (275 amino acids)
Biological process (GO): potassium ion import across plasma membrane; intracellular sodium ion homeostasis; intracellular potassium ion homeostasis
Cellular component (GO): sodium:potassium-exchanging ATPase complex
Molecular function (GO): ATPase activator activity
Source: RefSeq, a predicted model, not a curated record